ACCAGUUUUUGCUUCCAAAAGGGGCAGACUUUUGCUCGAAGUGCUCCGGAUUCCCUGCCUGUACCGACGUGCGCUCCUUCUUGCCUGUCCCUCCCUUCCACUCUCUCUCUCUCUCUCUCUCUGUGCAAGCCUUUGCAUUUUCUAUUAUAGGCACAAACCAAAGUUGUCGUUUUCUUUAGUAUAGUCAAAAUUUCAUACGAAACCACCUUGGUCACUGUCAAAAGAGUGGCCAAUUUAGUAUUUAUGUAGGCGCCUUCACCAUUUGGGUUUCAUACUUGGCCCUCAAAGUUUGAAUUUUGAAGUGGGUUUUACGUUUAUGGUUUUGAACUGGAAGUGGGGUUUUUGUGUUAUAGUCUGAGACUCUCAGCUGCAGCAGAAGAGGAAAUUUGUUGCAAGAAACCCCAGGAUUUUAAUGAUUUUAUGAAGUUGAGCUCUUAGAAGAAAGCAGAUUUUGUUUUUUCAGAAUUAAGAGGCGAGAAUUUGUUGAAGCUCAAAACUGGAAUGGAUAAGGAACUCUGAGUUCCAAUUUCUCUUCCAUGGGGACGAUGACUGCAUCUUCUACACGGUCCGUUCCACAAGAAUCAUCUAAUUUUGAUGAGGUUUCCAUGCAGCAGAGCUUGCUUUUCUCUGACAGUCUCAAGGAUCUGAAAAAUCUGAGAAAACAGUUAUACUCAGCAGCCGAGUAUUUUGAACUAUCAUACACCAAUGAUGACCAAAAACAGAUAGUGGUAGAAACAUUAAAAGAGUAUGCCAUUAAGGCUCUUGUAAAUACUGUGGACCAUUUGGGUUCUGUUACAUAUAAGGUUAAUGAUCUCUUGGAUGAGAAGGUUGAUGAAGUUUCUGGAACGGAUCUCCGUGUAUCUUGCAUAGAACAGAGAUUGCGGACAUGCCAAGUGUAUAUUGAUCAUGAGGGCCUUUCCCAACAGUCACUGGUGAUAAAUACUCCUAAGUACCACAAGCGGUACAUCUUGCCAGCUGGGGAGACCAUGCAAGGUGCCAAUCAUACCAAGGGUUGCAGCCUAGACGAUGAAGAUGAAUGGCAUCAAUUUAGGAAUGCUGUUCGAGCUACAAUUAGAGAAACCCCACCAUCUACGGUCAGUAGAGGGCGUUCACCCUCACCUUCUUCACGACCUUCCCAACGAUCUGCAAUUUUUUCCUUUACUUCUACCAUGCCCAAAAAAGAAUUAGAGAAGAGAACAGUCUCACCAUAUCGAUUUCCACUUUUACGCUCUGGAUCUCUUUCAAAUAGGGCAAUGACCCCAAACUCAAUUCGGCCAACUACACCAAACUCAAGUAGGCCGACCACUCCAAAUCUUAAUGCAAGAAGACGGUACCCUUCAGAGCCUCGAAAAUCAGCUUCAAUGCGAUUACCUGCGGAAAGAGAAAAUGGCAAAGAGGUUGAACAAUACCCUAGCAAAAGUAAACGUCUCCUGAAAGCCUUGCUUAGCCGACGCAAGUCCAAGAAAGAUGACACGCUAUACACUUACCUGGAUGAAUACUGAAAAAAUGCAAUACAGUGGACUGAGAAGGAAGCCAUGGGAGCAGGGAAAUGACUCUGGACUUUUGCUUUCAGUUUUGUCAUUUUCUUUGAUACUCUUGUAUCUUUUCCUUCUCUGACCGGUAGAUUUAUACAGUAAAGUAUUUUCUCUUUUUUUCCUCCUUUUUCUUUGAAACUCUCAAGAAAUUUAAUUGAUAAUAUGUACCAUUCUUAGUUAUCUUGCAGUAAUGUAUUUACUAUUUCGUCAGCAAAAUUAUGUAUGACAUUAUUUUUUUUGUUGAAAAUGUAUAAUGUGAAGCACAAUGAUAUUUUGGUAUUAAGGAAGGUUGGUCCUUUUUAGCUG
Messenger RNA from Alnus glutinosa, 1841 nucleotides. Its product is annotated as protein ABIL2-like. The record is from RefSeq and is a predicted model, not a curated record. The transcript has 11 exons. The coding region runs from base 537 to 1502 and encodes 321 amino acids. NCBI's taxonomy places the organism in Eukaryota, Viridiplantae, Streptophyta, Magnoliopsida, Fagales, Betulaceae.